AUAUAUAAAACAAAGAAAAGGAGGCCCUGAAUUUGAGAGGAAGCAGGGAGAGGAACAUGAGAGGGGUUGGAAGGAAGACAAAGGGGAGAAUAAUAUAAUUAUAUUUUAAUUUCAAAAUUAAUUUUAAAAAUAUAUCAAACAUCCCCAUUACAAAGAAGCUUUCACUCCAACAGGAGGUCAAAACGAAGAAAUAAAAGAAGUAUUUACAGAUAACAUAUAAGCCAGAGGGGGUAAAAAGCAAACCAAUGAAACACAGGCCAUCAAGAGGAAGCAAGGGAUGGGAAACAGGUCUGAUUUUAGGUCAGAAGACCUAUCAAGAUUCCCUUGGAAUAAAGGCACACUAGAGGGCUGCGGAUGUAACUCAUAGGCUCACCAUGUUCAGGACUCUGGAUUCGAACCCCAGCACCACACAGAAGUAAAAAGACUAAGAAAGAACACCCAUCCCGCUGUCCACUUAGAACUCCAUCCCCUCGUUUUUUAAACCACUUUUGUGCCAGCCCUGUCCUACCACCAUUGAGCUUCAGAGAACUGCCCAGUUGGGGCACGUAUGUGCACACAUGCCUCAGAGCACUGUGCCCUCUACCCUCUUUCCUACCAUUCCUUAAUCCCACAGUUGCUAAAGCAGGGACGUAACAAGGCUGGAGUUACUGGGCAGACAGAGGAAGAAGACACUGGAUCCCUGACGUAACUGUGUGGAUCCUACAUUCAUCUUCUCUAUGCUUUUUGUGUUUUAAAAAAAAAAAAAAAAACAUUUUCAGAUACAUUUCCUUAUGCUAUUCACUCAUCUGGAAAACUCUCCUUUAGCCUUUCCUUUCAAUACACUUUUAUUUCAUUAAUUUCAUCUCACCAGAAUGAAAAUAUUGGACAAUGGAAGAACUGAACAAUAUUAUCAUUUAUUCCUGGCUCUGCAGACUUCUAAAGAUACCUCACGAGGAUAAGGGCCAAGAGGUAGUCCCAGAAUUCAACCAGUUUCUCUAGAUGCUAACACUGUCCUUAGAUAACCACAGACGGUCUGCUCAUUUUUUCCUCCACCAUGACGUGACCCACACUAGCCAACUUCUUAUGGUCCGCCAAAUACUUGUAAUUUGUAAAAAAAAAAAAAAAAAAAAAAAAAAAAAAAGCCCUGGAAUAGUCCAGAAAGGUGGCUACACACACACUUACUGAGCACCUAAUUACAAGUCUAGCCCUUCGAAAUCAUUGGUAAUUAUGAAAUUGUCCAGUCCAGAUGCCUGAAAUUUGGUUUUCAAGACUCUCCAAGAUUGCAGAUGGCCCAAUCCCAUCAAGAGGGUUUCAACAGGCCCUGGAAAAGUUCUAGGAGGGCAUCACAAAGAAACAUUGAGCUGACUAUUUAAAGACAAGCGAGGGUGAGCUGAAUUAGCCCUCCUGGUAAGAGAUGUGAAUUGUCACAGGUAUGCAAGCUGGAAAGAGUGAGCUGACAUAUGAGGACCCUAGGCUCUGAAACCUGUCGCCAUCAUUCAACCUCUAGAAGCAUCUGGAAAAACUACAAAACUCCCGUGUUGCUUUUCGCUUAGGUGGAGGCAGGGAGCCCUGCCGAGCGCCAGCAAGGACCAAAACGCGGGGAUCCGGGUCCUCCCCGCCUACAUUCUCCAUCCUCCAUCCACACGUCCAUCAGCGGAGUACAGAGGAUCAGAGCGAAGGGGAACGCCAGGGUUUGGGGUGUGCGGGAGCUGCGACCCGCCCUCUCCCGGGAGAGGCUCCAGCGAGCCUUCCCCCAGCGCUUGCCUCACGCAGCGGAACCCACCGCCUCAGUGAAGCCGGGGUACGCAGUCUGCGCAGUUCCUGCCGCCGGGCCGCGAACCAGGGCCCGCAACGCGGCCCAACCUUCUCCGCCCUCCUCGCCGUGACGAAUCGGCGCCCGGCUGGGACAGGAUCCAAAUUGAAAGACUUCUGAGGGAUCCGAGGAGCCUGAAAAAAAAAAUCUUUGGCGCACUAAACCUUGCCGCGUCUUCACUGGAAGGGCUGUUCGUCGGAGGAGGGCCGGCCGCAGCCCGCAGAAAAUUCCCCGGAGCGUGUGGAAAGUGCGAGCGCGGAAGCUCCGGCGCGAGGGGCGGGGCGAGCGCGGGACAAAGGGAAGCGAAGCCGGAGCUGCGGGCGCCUUCUCGGCCCGCGGAAAGACCAUCUUAUGCCCCACCUCCCACCCCAGCUCCUGCAACACAAAUGCCCAGCACACCAGGGUUUGUGGGAUACAAUCCAUACAGUCAUCUCGCCUACAACAACUACAGGCUGGGAGGGAACCCGGGCACCAACAGCCGGGUCACGGCGUCCUCCGGCAUUACAAUCCCAAAGCCUCCAAAGCCACCAGAUAAGCCGCUCAUGCCCUACAUGAGGUACAGCAGAAAGGUCUGGGACCAAGUAAAGGCUUCCAACCCUGACCUAAAGUUGUGGGAGAUUGGCAAGAUUAUUGGUGGCAUGUGGCGAGAUCUCACUGAUGAAGAGAAACAAGAAUAUUUAAACGAGUACGAAGCAGAAAAGAUAGAGUACAAUGAAUCUAUGAAGGCCUAUCACAAUUCCCCUGCAUACCUUGCAUAUAUUAAUGCAAAAAGUCGUGCGGAAGCUGCAUUAGAGGAAGAAAGUCGACAGAGACAGUCGCGCAUGGAGAAAGGAGAGCCUUACAUGAGCAUUCAGCCUGCGGAGGACCCAGACGAUUAUGAUGACGGCUUUUCAAUGAAGCAUACAGCCACUGCCCGUUUCCAGAGAAACCACCGCCUCAUCAGUGAGAUCCUCAGUGAGAGUGUGGUACCUGAUGUGCGGUCGGUUGUCACAACAGCUAGAAUGCAAGUCCUCAAGCGACAGGUCCAGUCUUUAAUGGUUCAUCAGCGGAAACUAGAAGCCGAGCUUCUUCAGAUAGAGGAACGACACCAGGAAAAGAAGAGGAAAUUCCUGGAAAGCACAGACUCCUUUAACAAUGAGCUUAAAAGGCUGUGUGGUCUGAAGGUGGAAGUGGACAUGGAGAAGAUUGCAGCAGAGAUCGCACAGGCGGAGGAGCAGGCCCGCAAAAGGCAGGAGGAGAGGGAGAAGGAGGCAGCCGAGCAAGCUGAGCGCAGCCAGGGCAGCAUCGCCCCCGAGGAAGAGCAAGUGGCGAACAAAGCCGAGGAGAAGAAGGAUGAGGAGAACAUCCCGAUGGAGACAGAGGAGACACACCUUGAAGACACUGCGGAGAACCAGCAGAAUGGUGAAGAAGGCACAUCUACUCCUGAGGACAAGGAGAGUGGGCAGGAGGGGGUUGACAGCAUGGAGGUGGAAGGGACCAGUGACAGUAACACCGGCUCAGAGAGCAACAGCGCAACGGUGGAGGAGCCGCCCACGGACCCUGUGCCAGAAGACGAGAAGAAGGAAUAAAUGUUGCCUUGUUUUAUGUGACCUAAAACUUUUUUUAAAUGAAAAAAAAAAUGUGUUUUUUUUGGUUUUAAUGGUGUUAUGUGGUCUGUGUAUUAUUUCCAUUGAUACCGUGAAGGUCUUCAAUAGCAUAGCCUAAUGCCAUCUGCUCACCUUUCUUAGCUCUCAACUUCUGAAACCUCAGAACUGAGAUCAGUCGAGAGACCCAUCUCUUUGAGAACCACUUGGAUGCUGCAGAAUCUGCUCUUCCAAAUGCCUUCCUUCAGCUCACUUGGGUGCUCAUCAAAGCCAUAGCUUUAACCCCUCCCAGACCAACUACAGCUCUCCGAGUCCCCUGUCGUGUGUAUUUAUACAGAGUGCCCUCUUUAUCUCUGAUAUCAGACACCAGGCAUCCUCUUACAGGGUAGGGUGUAGCCUGAAACCAGCGAAACACAGAUGAGACUGUGCAGAGAUGGCCCUGGAGGGGCCGGGGGAGUAGUUACUGCUGUGGAUUCUCAUUAGGUGAGCCCUGCACGUGCAUAUCCAUAUCUGUGCAGUUAUUAUGGGAUGUGUUCUGGGAAAUUCAUCCUUAUUGUACAGGGGGAAAAGAAAUGUGUUUUUACCAGAUUGGUUUUCCAAAGACAUGAUAGACAGCAGAGCCUAAGGAAUGGGAUAUUCUUAUAAUGGACUGCAGACUUCAAAGUGAUUGGCCUAUUGCAAAAGGAAAACAGGAACUACGUUCAUCCACUUGAGCAUACUUCAUAGUGAUGAAAACCUCAAGGCUCGAGAUCCCAUAGAUCAGAGCCGAACCUACUUUUUUGAUAAGCCCUUUAGUGGUGUUAGAGACUAGAUAUGAGAUAGUUUGUAGUGCGUGCUCUCUGAUAUCUAGAAUAGAUUUUUACUGAAUAGUGGUAUAUAUGAUGUUAUAUGUUUCUUAAAGGCCCAAACAUAAUAAAGAAAUUAAGACAAA
This is a messenger RNA of Rattus norvegicus (Norway rat), 4306 nucleotides long. NCBI's taxonomy places the organism in Eukaryota, Metazoa, Chordata, Mammalia, Rodentia, Muridae. The record is from RefSeq and is a predicted model, not a curated record.